UUAUUUAAUUUAUUAUUUUUACAUAAAAAAAUAUGCAAUAAAUUAUUCGAAAGAUGAUUUCUUGGUAAAAUUACUACGAACAAAGUUAUAAUAGGAUGUAUUAACAACGCCAGGUGUACGCGGCGCGUGACACUGUUGUGCUUCCUUUUCAUAUGCGCGCCGCGCGGAUAGUAAAAUCGCAGAUUAUUUGCAACGGCGAAUCGAACACCUGAAGCCGAAACCGGAGGCUGGUGAGAGGAAUCUUCGCGCACAUAAUGAAUGUCGUUCGGAUCAACUCGAAGAAUGUGAUAUUCCUUUUCAUGGCGCUCCUGUCAACCUCCGUUCAAGAGGCUCGUAUGGAUUACGGUACUGCGACUAGCUAUGCUCUGAAAGAAGCCAAUGUAAACUCCACGCCAGCUUACAGCAGUAAAAAGGUACAGAAGGGAUUGGUUAAAUUACAGGAGGAAAUGGCUGGGCUGUGUCCAAGUGGGACACCUUGCAUAGAAUUGAGCGGGGAAUGCCUCAAGUGUAAUUUAAAUUACAGCUGUAAAUAUGGAUCAAUGUACGAGGCAAACUGUUCUGUCAUGGAGCAUGUUGAUUGUAUAGGAGAACAGACUUUUAUGAAGAAGUACAUUUGCCGUUAUUGUUAUCAAACUGAUCACUGGGAGCAUCAAUGUCAUCAAAAAAAUUCCUGUAGCUCAGUAGCAUCUCCUCAGCAGUAUUACAGAACAAAUUGCACGGUAAACGACGAUAUACUAUGUCUGGGCAGGCGAAAGUUUAUGAAAAAUCUGCCUUGCAACUGGACAGUUGGAUAUCGUUGGUCUACAGCUUUGAUCUUGAGCAUUACUCUCGGAGGAUUUGGUGCAGAUAGGUUUUACUUGGGACACUGGCAAGAAGGCAUUGGUAAGCUUUUCAGUUUUGGUGGAUUAGGUGUUUGGACCUUAAUUGAUGUGAUAUUAAUCUCCAUGAGAUAUUUAGGCCCUGCUGAUGGCUCUUUGUAUAUUUAGAUUAUUUAUACAUAUCUUUUUUGUAUAUAUUUUGUAUAAAGUCUAAAUCUUAUUUUAUCAUAAUUUAUUGUAGGCUUUCUCUUUAUAGCAAGAUGUUAUAUUUGUUGAACUAGAUACAAAUUAAUGUGAUAUGUACAUAAGCCGUUUUUAUAAAAAAAGGAAUUUACAUUUGUUUAGUCAUAGACAAUAAUUGUCAACAUAUUCAAGUAGAUUUAGUAGAUAUUGUUUAAUAAUUAAUAUUUAAUAAAAUCUCUAAAACCUUUUAGAAAAUAAGGCAGAUAUAAAAUGUUAGUUCUUUCGCAGGAAUUAUACUGUAAAAAUAAUAUAUAGAAAGUAUUUAUUUGUUAAUAAAAAAUAUAUCACAAAAUUCUAA
Molecule: messenger RNA, 1359 nt
Organism: Monomorium pharaonis (pharaoh ant)
Lineage: Eukaryota; Metazoa; Arthropoda; Insecta; Hymenoptera; Formicidae
Gene: amx
Product: TM2 domain-containing protein almondex
Exons: 6
Coding region: 255-986 (243 amino acids)
Source: RefSeq, a predicted model, not a curated record